AUGGCGCCCGUGGAAUAUUUGCAACAUGGCCUGGACCCCUGUGGGGUCUUCUCUGAGGGGGGCAUGGGGGAUGUGGCCUUCGGUUUGGUCUGCUGUGAGGUUUUCCCUGAAGGGAGAGCGUGGCCAUGGGCUCGGCUGGCUCUGCUGCUUUCCUCGAAGGAGCGUGGCUGCAGGCUGGGCCCGACCGGGCUGACAUUCCCCUGGGCCAUCGGGUUGCUGAGCCCAGGCUGUGCCGCAGGAGAGGCAGCGGCGCUGGUGCUGGUGGCCGUGCUGUGGGGCAGCACUGGACCGUUCCUGCGGACGGGUGCAGCGGGGCUGGAGGAGGUGCGGCACCAGGGCCGCCUGCAGCAGCUGCUGGCAGAGAUCUGCUUCUUGGGCCUCAACUACAAGUACAUGGUGCCGUUUCUGCUCAAUCAAGGUGGAUCUCUCCUCUUCUACCUCACCUUGGCAUCCGCAGAUCUGUCCCUGGCAGUACCGCUCUGUAACUCCCUGGCUUUGGUAGUCACGCUGGUGACUGGGAGGCUUCUGGGAGAGGACAUUGGUGGUAAAAGGGCUGUGGUGGGAAUGCUGCUCACCAUCCUAGGAGUCACGCUCUGUGUAGCUGGUUCAUGAACAAGAUGCAGUGAGAAGCAGAGGAAGAGAACCUGUUCAAAGGUAACCCCCGUGGCUAAAGAGGGGGCUUCUGGCUCAGCAGCAGACCCUUUGGCUCAGUUGGACCUAGGAAGCUGUAUUUUGACACACAGAUGUCAAAAAAACUGGACCAUAUUCCCUGAGCACCAGGGUGGAACAAGACAUGUUGCAAGGACAUCCUAUUUAAUGUCUUGAUUUAAGGAAUUUUUUGUCUGUGGGUGUUUCAAGGCAAGGAUGAUUGAAUUGUCUUGGUCAGCACUGCAGGGAUAAUAAAUGGUUAAUAAAUC
Messenger RNA from Haliaeetus leucocephalus (bald eagle), 917 nucleotides. RefSeq names its product transmembrane protein 234 (gene TMEM234). NCBI's taxonomy places the organism in Eukaryota, Metazoa, Chordata, Aves, Accipitriformes, Accipitridae. The record is from RefSeq and is a predicted model, not a curated record. The transcript has 6 exons. Bases 1 to 612 code for a protein of 203 amino acids.